GUGACUCCAAGGAGGCGGAGACAGGCGAGCUGGAGAGAGGACUGGCAGGAAUGGGGAGGUUGCGGGAGGGGGUUCCAUCUGAAUAAUUGAGGAGCUGUUCAACAGCAGCGGCUGACUCUUGCCUUCCUUCCACCAUCACCCCCCAUCACAGCCGGAGAGACAGCCCGCGCCUGAAGUGCAGACGGUCAGCCACCAGCCCCAGCAGGCAGUCCAUCGCCUCCAGCCCCUCUGAUAUUCAUGCCCAGGAGAAGGCUGCUCUGCUGCGGAACUUUCCUAAAAGGGAGAUCCCUAUUCACUAGAUGAAUUCCAGAACCAUCCACUAAGUCUUCUGUAGCCCUCUUCCAUCAGCUGACCUUCACUGCAACUCCUAUUACUCAAGAUGAGUGGCUUCCUGGCCUCACUGGACCCCCGGCGGGUGCAGUGGGGGUCAGCCUGGUAUGCCAUGCACUCCAGGAUCCUACGCACCAAACCAGUGGAGUCCAUGCUGGAGGGAACGGGGGCCACUACAGCACAUGGCACCAAGCUCGCCCAGGUGCUCACCACCAUGGACCUUAUCUCUCUUGGCGUUGGCAGCUGCGUGGGCACUGGCAUGUAUGUGGUGUCUGGCCUGGUAGCCAAGGAAAUGGCGGGACCUGGUGUCAUUGUGUCCUUCAUCAUUGCUGCCGUUGCAUCUAUAUUAUCAGGUGUGUGCUACGCAGAGUUUGGAGUCCGAGUGCCCAAAACCACAGGAUCUGCCUACACCUACAGCUAUGUCACUGUUGGUGAAUUUGUGGCAUUUUUCAUUGGCUGGAACCUGAUCCUGGAGUACCUGAUUGGCACUGCAGCUGGCGCCAGUGCUCUGAGCAGCAUGUUUGACUCACUGGCAAACCACACCAUCAGUCGCUGGAUGGUGAACAGCGUGGGAACCCUCAAUGGACUGGGGAAAGGUGAAGAAUCAUACCCAGACCUUCUGGCUCUGGUGAUUGCUGUCAUUGUGACCAUCAUUGUCGCUCUGGGGGUGAAGAAUUCCGUGGGCUUCAACAACGUGCUCAAUGUGCUGAACCUGGCAGUGUGGGUGUUCAUCAUGAUCGCAGGCCUCUUCUUCAUCAAUGGAAAGUACUGGGCGGAAGGCCAGUUCUUGCCCCAUGGCUGGUCAGGGGUGCUGCAAGGAGCGGCCACAUGUUUCUAUGCUUUCAUUGGCUUUGACAUCAUUGCCACCACCGGAGAGGAAGCCAAGAAUCCUAACACGUCCAUCCCUUACGCUAUCACUGCCUCCCUGGUCAUCUGCUUGACAGCCUACGUGUCUGUGAGCAUGAUCUUAACUCUGAUGGUGCCAUAUUACGCCAUUGACACAGAAUCCCCACUCAUGGAGAUGUUUGUGGCUCACGGUUUCUAUGCUGCAAAAUUUGUAGUAGCUAUUGGGUCGGUUGCAGGACUGACAGUCAGCUUGCUGGGCUCCCUCUUCCCAAUGCCAAGGGUCAUUUAUGCCAUGGCUGGUGAUGGGCUCCUUUUCAGGUUCCUGGCUCACGUAAGCUCCUACACAGAGACUCCAGUGGUGGCCUGCAUUGUGUCAGGGUUCCUGGCAGCUCUGCUCUCGCUGCUGGUGAGCCUGAGAGACCUGAUAGAGAUGAUGUCCAUCGGCACACUCCUUGCCUACACCUUGGUCUCCGUCUGUGUCUUGCUCCUUCGAUACCAACCUGAGAGUGACAUUGAUGGUUUUGUCAAGUUCUUGUCUGAGGAGCACACCAAGAAGAAGGAGGGCAUUCUGGCCGAAUGUGAGAAGGAAACCUGUUCUCCUGUGAGUGAAGGGGAAGAGUUUUCCAGCCCGGCCACCAAUACAUGUGGGGCCAAAAACCUACCAUCUUUGGGAGACAAUGAGAUGCUCAUUGGGAAAUCAGACAAGUCCACCUACAAUGUCAACCACCCCAACUAUGGCACCGUGGACAUGACCACAGGCAUAGAAGCUGAUGAAUCUGAAAACAUUUAUCUCAUCAAGUUGAAGAAGCUGAUUGGGCCCCGUUACUACACCUUGAGAAUCCGACUGGGUCUUCCAGGCAAAAUGGACCGGCCCACAGCAGCAACCGGGCACACGGUGACCAUCUGCGUGCUCCUGCUCUUCAUCCUCAUGUUCAUCUUCUGCUCCUUCAUCAUCUUUGGUUCUGACUACAUCUCAGAGCAGAGCUGGUGGGCCAUCCUUCUGGUUGUUCUGAUGGUGCUGCUGAUCAGCGCCCUGGUGUUUGUGAUCCUGCAGCAGCCAGAGAACCCCAAGAAGCUGCCCUACAUGGCGCCUUGCCUCCCCUUUGUGCCUGCCUUUGCCAUGCUGGUGAACAUCUAUCUCAUGCUAAAGCUCUCCACCAUCACAUGGAUCCGGUUUGCAGUCUGGUGCUUUGUGGGUGUGCUCAUCUACUUUGGAUACGGCAUCUGGAACAGCACCCUGGAAAUCAGCGCCCGCGAGGAGGCCCUGCAUCAAAGCACGUACCAGCGCUACGACGUGGAUGAGCCCUUCUCGGUGGAGGACGGUUUCUCCUAUGCCACUGAGGGCGAGAGCCAGGAGGACUGGGGCGGGCCGGCGGAAGACAAAGGCUUCUAUUACCAACAGAUGUCAGAUGCGAAGACAAACAGCCGGACGAGUAGCAAAGCAAAGAGCAAAAGCAAACACAAACAGAACUCGGAGGCCCUGAUUGCAAAUGAUGAGUUAGAUUACUCUCCAGAGUAAGAGUAAACACAAGAGGGUAGAGAUGAUGAUGGUGAUUGAUCUUCAGUAAUUUAACCUGUGGGCUAGAAGGCGAAAACUUUUUUGAUUCUCAUUUCACAAAUCCAGCCUGCUCUCGGAGUCAAUCCCCAGUCAUAGCCUGUCAUUUGCUAUUUUUGCUCUUCAGGAUAGAUCUGUCAAAGUGUUUAACCCAGGGUUCCUAACUGGUCCCCUUGUAAACAACACUAAACAAAAGGCUACACAAAAUUCCAUCUUAGGUACAACCAUGAUCUGUUGGCUGCAAAUAUUUCUCAGGCCUUUGCUUUGCUGGUUGAAUCGUUUUUGCUUCUUUUUUGAGAUUCCCAAGAAGCAAGGGGAAAACUUCUUGGACCCCAUAAAGACUGUGCAACUCCUUUGGAGAUGCACGGAAGCAGGCCAUAUGGGCACAAGGCAGCAUUUCAACCACCGGAGACCACCAGGGCAAAGCUCUGUUCUCAGCCUGUAGGGCUGACAGCUGCUCUCCAGGGUCACGGUGGGUAGGGGUCAGCUCUCCCUCGAUAAGCAACAUUUGGUCCUGAAAUCUCACCCAAAAAAAUUUUCCAUGAAGAAGACACAAACUUCUUUUUAUUUAAUUUCCACACUAUAAUUUUAGAACCCAGCAAGGGUCAAGGACUCUUGAGAUCUUUCCUCCAAAGAUUUUAGAUUCACUGUAAAGCAUCAUGCAGACCCAAUAAUAUAGUAAGAAGCACCAUCAAAGCUCUACUUACAGGCCCAGAGAAAAUGAAAUAGCCUUCUCUUGAAGUGAAGGCCAGAAACGCAUUGGCAGAAAUGAACUGUCUGUCAUACCUUCCCUAAGCUCCUGCUGACAUGAAAGGGGGCAAAGGUGGAACAUGAUUUCAUAGCAUUAAUAUGCCUUGAAGAAGUAGCCCGUUUGUUUUAGAAUCAGAUAAAAAUCCUUGCAAAGAUAAGUGACCCAGCCACUGAGAUCACAUUGCAAGUUCUAUUUCAUAUUUCCAAAAUUAUAAAUUAUGUAGUUUUUUGAGACAUACAACCACUUGAUUAGUGAAGGCCACUCUGGAAACAAAGAAAUGUGGAAGCACAUCCACUUAGGUAAUUGCAUUCCAUGAGAUCACAUUGCACUUCAGAACCUUAUUUCUCUGGGGUAACCCACUUUUAUUUUCCCUAUUAUUUCCCAAAGCAGUUUCAUCAAAGUCCAGCAAAAUAUCUACCAGAAUAGAUGUGAAUUGGGGCCACAGAGGGUUUCUUAAAAGAAUUAUCUCAGAAAUAGGAUAGAUGAGAGAAUUUGCAACAAGGAAAACAACAACAACAACAAAGGCUGUAAAUUCUACUCUAACCCUGCAAGGAUUCCAAUGGCAGAGUUGAGACGUAUAAUGUUAAAAUCUUCAUGAGAAUUUUCUGAAAGGGGGGAAAAAAUCUUUGCCCUCUGUCUCCUCAAUUUAUCAUCUUGCCAAAAGUUUACCAAAACACAUCAACUAACAUUUAAGUCUUUUUUUUUUUUAAUAUAUAACCAGCAAUUGAACCCAGGGGCAAGGGAGCUCAACCAAUGAACUGCAUGCCCAGCCCUUUUUAUUUAUUAUCUUUUUAUUUUUUAAUUUUGAGACAGGGUCUCACUAAGUUGUUGAGGCUGGCUUCGAACUUGUAAUCCCCCUGCCUCAACCUUCCAAGCUGUUGGGAGUACAUGCAUACACCACUGCACCCAGCAAAUCUAUUGAAAUUUGAGGCUCAUGACUUUUUGGCAAUACUUUAGGGUUGUAGAAAGAAGGCCAAAGUCCAAUUUUUUUCUUCAAUCAACUAACAGUGAUUGAUAAUAUACCAAGUGCUAGCCAUGGGCAUGACAAUUACAACAGCUGCCCUUGAAAGAUUACAAUCCAGGGAGGAGCAGCUCUGGAGCCUGACAAAUGUAGAUGAAACAAACAAACAUAAGUCUUCAUGACUGGUGAACUGGGCUUUAACAUAACCAAGAUCAAUUGAAACCAGGUUUUUUAAAAAUAUGCCUUUAGAUAAAUUGCAUUUCAUUUCCCUAGCCAAAGUAUACCAUUAAAUUCAAACACAACAAUCUGUUAGAUCUUCUUUUUUUAUUUCUCCAUAUUAAUUGUUUAGAAUGCCAGCUGUCUCUGUUCAUUUUGUAUUUUAAUGUAGACUUGACAGUGCUGUUUUCUCCUCCCUAAGCUGAACCAUAAAGAGAGGAUCUGGUUUGUGACAAUAUAUCCUUGGGGAUUUACUGUAAACUAACUAUCGGGUAGUCUUCAUGAAAACAAAGUUUUAAAUCAGUUUUACAGAUCAAGGAAUCUUCUCAGUUUAAAUAGAAUCUGUUAAGCUUGAUAUAUAUCUAGAUAAUCAUCAAAUACACUCAAGAGAAAUAUGAAUGCAAAAUAACCAAAAUAACCAAUUUACCCAUGUGAGGAUGUGGGUAAAUAAUUUCAUUUUACUGGUGACAUUUAGGUAUUAAAGUAGCAUUAGCCAGAUGACAAGUAUAUGAAAUUUCUGUAGCACAAGAAGAGAAAACACAAGCUUUAAUUAACACGAUUGGUCUUGGUUUUGUACAGAUCCUAGGAGCCACUCACAUUUCAGAAGCCAUUUUUCCAAAACAGUAUCUUUAUGUAUUUUAAGCCUUGCUCUCCUUUUUUAAAAAGGUGAUAGGAAACCUUCUUGUAGCUACAAGCAUCCUAAUGGAUGCAAGGAUAUUAGAAGGGUUCUCAGAAUGACUACCUGGGAAGAUCCCUAGGUUGAUGGCAAAAAAAUUUUGUAUCCUGGUAACCUUGGCUCAAAAAUAAAAAUUAAAAUGGUAGGGAAAGUUUUCAAGGCAUGUAGGCGUGUUUUUCUCAUGUUUCCCAGCUUGGGAAAUGGUCCCAGAUUUCACAAUGCAAUUGUCAUAUACCAUCAACCACUAGAAUUAAUAUAUCAGGGUUUUCUAAUCAGAUUUCUGAACACCAUGUUUGUGGGACACAUUAGAAGUAAGAUCAUAUAAUAAUUAACUUAGAAACUCAUUUCCCUUGAAAAAGGUUCAUGGAAGAUCUACAUUUUAUUGAAUUUUUCUCUACAGCAAGAGUUCUUCCAGUGAAGUUUCAGUGUGUGGAUUUGUGGUUUGGAGCUAGUUACUUGAUUUUUAAAAGUUCUUUAUUUGUUUAUUGGUACUGUGUUGUUUCUAAAGGGUGUGAGGCUGCUAUUAAAAUACACAAAAGUGAGCAACUCAAUAAAUAUAGAAACAGAAGGCUAUGGCAAAGUAUUGAAAUAACAAGACUUGAAUGUCACAGAUCGUAGAUACUCUUUAAACCUGGAUUUCACUAAGUAUGUGCCUGGUGUAUAGUAGGUAUUCAAUAAAUGUCUGAUGGAUGGAUGGAUGAGCAAACUGAAGGAAAACAAAAUUUUAUUCAGCAAUUAUUCAUAGAGUCCCUAUGACAUGGCAUAUGUUGAUACAAUAAUCAGUAAGAUAGAAAUCCAGACCUUAAGAAAUAGGGGACUGGGAUAUACAAGUAAAGAACCACAGUGAAUGUGACCAGAUGAGAUGAAGAUGAGAAUAUGCUGUGGGGGUUCGAAUAUGGAAAAGAACUCCUUCCAUUGGAAAGAUCAUAAAGAAGGCAGCCCUGUGUUGAGCCUGUGGAGUGAGCAGAAUCUUGCCAGGUAGAAAUGGGAGGAAGGCCUGCCAAGCAGGGGGUGAGUAAAACAUAGACUGUGGCUGAUGGCUGUCCUCUGACUAAUAAUUUGUACUGUGCCUCCUUCAAGGGAAAGCAAGGAGCUAGUCUGACUGGAGCUUACAAUUUUUGCAUGAUUUAAACAUGGAACAAUACAAAAUGAUGCUGGGAAGGCAGAUUAAAAUACUAACACAGCAAGCUCACAAUCUAAAGUUAUUUACAGCUACUUUAAAGUUUUCAAUAAUAAAUUUCAACAACAAAUCUAACAAUUUUUAUGUUUAUCUAAACACUAAAACUUCAGCUCCUGGUUUUAUUCAAUUUGAAGCCACUCUGAAAUAGAGAAGAAGCUGAAUAAUAGAAUUAGGUGAAGAAUCCAGUUCUACUUCUUAGUGAAAAAUAACUAGUAAAAUACCUAUAUGGUGGUCAUGAUGAACCUGUUUAAAUAAAUGGGGGGAAAGUGGGUGAAUUUAAUAAUUCAUCCUUCUCUAGAACCUAUGGAUCAGUCAGGAUACAAACCCAGGAAUUAUUAGGAAACAAAACUCAAAGAAAUGUCUUUACUCUCUACUGCUGAAAAGGUUGACAAACUUAUCCUUUAAGUCAUGCUUGUUGGAAGCCUGCUUUCAAGAGACUACCUCUUCUCUGCAUCAUAAAUAGAAGCUACAGGAGAUUGAGAGUCCACAGACAGGGCUACAAGAAAUUGCUGUCCCCUUUACCACCAGGUUUUACCAGGGACCUGAGAUGUCAGUAGAAAAUCCCCUGCAAGUCAAUCACAGGUUGGCCUAAUUUUGAAUCUCAGAUUACACUGUUUUGUUGUGUGAAGACAGAUAGGAAACUAUCUGAAGCCAGAGCUGGGAUCUGCUCAUGUGGAGUUCUGGUGGCAGUGAGUGGUCGGUCCACUCUUGGAUUGAAACCUCAGAUUAGUGAGCUAUCCAGAGAUGGCUUUAAUUUCCUAUGGAACAGAGAGAGGAAGGAGAGCAAGGAAACUCACCCCAAAUCUGGCCAUUCAGGCUGUGUCUCAGUGUUCCAUUUUCAUGCCCUUUGCAACAAGAUUUGUUCAGAUAAGUGUUUCCAUUACAAUUUUCGUGGACCCUCUGCUUCCCCAUUCACACAUACCCCUCUGAUGCUGUAGAUCCAUUUGUCUACAGAGUUCCUUUGGAGACCCUAAUAAAGAUACCCCAGCAGGGAACCAGUGGUGGCCUGGCCAUGAACAAGCCAAUAUCUGUAAUUAAACAAUCUGCAAGCACAGAAACAGCAUCCCAGGCCAUGAGCAAGAGCCGGAAUGUUGUUCAUGAGGUGUUUCCUUUGCAUUUCUCCAUUCAAUAGUGAUGGGUAGCAAAAAGCCCCUUUUGUGCAAAUAAUAAUUAGUUCUGUGUCCUACUUUGAUUUUCUCUAAGACUUUUGAGAGGAGGCUAUUUAGAUUUUUAUUUUCCUCCUCAAGAGCAGCUUCCUUUCUAAAAUGCUUUUCUCUCACGUGCUGGAGGAGCGUGUGCAUCAUUCUGAAAUACCCAGGCAGUUGCCUUUUGCCAAAAUUAAUUCUCUAAGAAAAAUAGAAUGGUAUUUUUGUUUUUCUUUUUAGGAUUUAAAGCCUGAAAGGGAUCAGUGGAAUUUUGAAAGCCCAUCAAAAGUGAACAUGUAUUCUGUAGUAUCAACUAAAAUAGUAUUAUAAGUCACUAACCAGUACACUACAUGCAUGGAAUUCCACAACCCAUACAGAACUUUCCCAGAAUCAGCUUGGGCCUGACAGCAGGUAGCUCUGCUUUCUUAACUCUUUGAGACAUGCAGUGCAUGUCCGUGGCAUAUGAGGAAAGAAAAUGGCUCUUUAUUACUAAUAGGAAACAAGGGCAGCCUGGAUUUUCAUGCUAGGGACUUCCUCUGUGCUUAGUUAUUUAUUUAUUUAUUUAUUUCUAUUAUGCUUUCUUGACAUUGACAUGGGUGACAUUGUCUAAAGGAAAUUGUGGGUCAUGUGAAUUUUUCCCAACGUUACAGACUUUGAAGGAUUGUGUUCAUUCCAAUAUUGGGAUGGGGAAACUGUUUGUUCCAUGCACACCUAUUGCUUGGUCUUGGCAGUUGCUGAUACACUUGUCUCACUCACGGUCCCAAAGUUGAGAAUUUACACUGGAAACCAUGAACCCUCACUUUCCCAAGCAGAGACACUGUUAAUGUUACGAUGGCGCAUAAAUACCUCAACUGUCUGGGCUGAGAGAAGGGGCUGCAGGUUUAUAAGAGAGCAGCUACAGUCCUCAUUCCGUGUGGUUCCAACCAUCUGACAACAGGACUUGACAUUCUAGUCUCUCUCACUGUGGUAAAGAAAUGUUACUGUUUAAUUCAUAUCCAAAGUCAUAAAUACAGCUUGUAAAUUCUACUAACUUGUUUCAUUUUUUGUUUGGUCCUUGAGAAAUUCAACUUGCAUUUUGCAGAUGGUGAUUUCUGGUGUCGUUUUCUGCUACUUUUUUUUUCCUGUAUAGAAUUGCUGUACUUGUUAAAGUUUGUUUGUUGUGUGGUUUUUAAUUCCCAUUGGUGCACUGUACAAUGGGGUGUUGUAACGUACCAUGAAGAAAGAAAUAAUAUGCAGAUGUAUUAUGGAGUGUAUUUUAUUUUUAAAUGACUGUGAUGUUGACAAUAUAUUGAUUUGUCAAAAUUCUAAGGGAAAAUUCUAAAUUUACCAAAAUGUGUAUAUUUUAAUAAAUGCAUAAAGCUUUUUGGUGUGCCUUUAAAUUUAAAAAUGAGUUUAUAAAGAAAAUUGGAAACAAAAGUGUCUUACUUUAAAAAUAUCCAUAGUAAUGGAAAGCUCUUACAUAGGAGACAAUGAGAGAAAGAAAGAGGGAAAAAAAUCAAAGAAGCUUCCCAUAUUAUACUAACCUUAACAAGUAUCUGAAGUCUGUUACUUUUUUUUACAUCCUAAAAUGGAGAUGAAUGAGUGAGUUUUGCCUUAAGUGUUUUAAUUUUCCUUGUAGAAGAGACAGAUAAAUAUCUCAUUUUGAAACUUAUUGCAUUAUUGUGGAAAAUUCAUUUUCAGAAUAAAAAUAUUUUAAAAAUGACAGCUGAUCGACUAAUAAAAU
Molecule: messenger RNA, 9383 nt
Organism: Marmota monax (woodchuck)
Lineage: Eukaryota; Metazoa; Chordata; Mammalia; Rodentia; Sciuridae
Gene: Slc7a14
Product: solute carrier family 7 member 14
Exons: 8
Coding region: 380-2695 (771 amino acids)
Biological process (GO): transmembrane transport; amino acid transport
Cellular component (GO): plasma membrane
Molecular function (GO): amino acid transmembrane transporter activity
Source: RefSeq, a predicted model, not a curated record